Molecule: messenger RNA, 1623 nt
Organism: Talaromyces marneffei
Lineage: Eukaryota; Fungi; Ascomycota; Eurotiomycetes; Eurotiales; Trichocomaceae
Exons: 2
Coding region: 1-1623 (540 amino acids)
Biological process (GO): maturation of SSU-rRNA from tricistronic rRNA transcript (SSU-rRNA, 5.8S rRNA, LSU-rRNA)
Cellular component (GO): 90S preribosome; nucleolus; small-subunit processome
Molecular function (GO): protein binding
Source: RefSeq, a predicted model, not a curated record
AUGGCAGCAGUCGCGGGACCGGUCGCGAAACGCUCGCCGCAAGACCUCGUUGAAGCUCGAGAAGCAAAAAGACGAAUUACAGAAGCAACGGAGAAAUAUGGACGCGGAAAGGCUGUGCAAGUCAAAAAGAUCAGAGACAAAAAGCUCCGAGGAAACCUAAAGGCCGUCGAAGACCGAUACAAAACAGCGGCCCUGCGCGCAAAGGAUGCAGAAAUUCUCCUCGAGAACGAGUCCGGAUUCCUAGAGCCCGAGGCGGAACUUGAACGGACAUACAAAGUGAGACAGGAUGAGAUUAGGGAAAACGUUGGAAUUGAAGUCGCCAAGAAAGGAUUUGAAUUGAAAUUGGAGGAACUUGGACCAUAUCGUGCAGAUUAUACGCGAAGCGGCAAAAAUCUACUCUUGGCUGGAAGAAAAGGUCAUGUCGCAACGAUGGACUGGCGAGCCGGAAAGCUGGGAUGCGAGUUACAACUUGGAGAAACAGUUCGAGAUGCGAAAUGGUUGCACAAUAAUCAAUUCUUUGCUGUGGCUCAGAAGAAAAACGUCUAUAUUUACGAUCAUGCCGGUGUUGAACUGCAUUGUCUCAACAAACACGUCGAAGCUAAAUAUCUCGAAUUUUUGCCCUACCACUUCCUUUUAGCUAGCGCUGCAAACAGCGGUUUCCUCAAAUAUACAGACACUUCCACAGGCCAGCUAGUUGCCGAACUACCCACCCGAUUAGGAUCCCCAACGGCACUAUGCCAAAACCCCUGGAAUGCGAUCCUUCAUGUCGGCCACCAAAACGGUACCGUUACUCUAUGGUCACCUAAUUCACAAACCGCCCUGGUCAAAGCUCUUGUACACCGAGGUCCGGUACGAUCAAUGGCCAUUGAUCGACUGGGUCGAUACAUGGUUUCCACUGGUCAAGACAUGAGAAUGAAUGUGUGGGAUAUUCGAAUGUUCAAGCCGGUUCAUUCGUACUCCUGUUACCAGCCUGGAUCAAGUGUUGCAAUCAGCGACCGUAAUCUCACGGCAGUUGGAUGGGGCACACAAGUUAGUGUCUGGAAGGGCCUUUUCGAUGCCGCAGCUAGCGAUGCUGGAAAAGUGCAAAGCCCUUAUAUGGCAUGGGGUGGUGAUGGACAACGCAUUGAAACUGUCAGAUGGUGUCCAUAUGAGGAUAUUCUAGGUGUCACCCAUGACAAGGGUUUCGCUAGUAUCAUUGUCCCCGGCGCUGGAGAAGCCAACUUUGAUGCCACGGAAGUCAACCCAUACGAAACAACCAAACAACGCCAGGAAGCUGAAGUCAAGGCUUUGUUGAACAAACUGCAGCCUGAAAUGAUUUCACUCGAUCCCAACCUUAUUGGUAAAAUCGAUUUGAUCAGCGACAAGAAACGACGAGAAGAGCGUGAAGAAGACAACAAACCAAAAGACGCCAUCGAGAAACUGAAGAAUCGGGGCCGUGGUCGUAACAGUGCGCUCAGGAAAUAUCUUCGAAAGAGAGGAAAGACAAACGUCAUUGACGAGAAGCGUCUCAAGGCUGAAGCGAUACAACGCGAACGCUCUGCUCAUCAGAACGAGACAUUGCAAAAACAGCGAGAGGAACUUGGCCCUGCGCUUGCCAGAUUUGCUUCCAAGAAGGAUUUAUAG